AUGGGCAACAGAAAAGAGUCGAGAAAGAAACAAGAGGUCCACUUCCAUGAAGAGGAGGAGGACCAACAGCAGCUCGUCGACUUCGAGCCCGAAGGGGAGGACGAAGACCAACACGGAGGAGGUGAAGGCUUACCUCCGAGCGUUGCGGCACAGGCGGACUCCUCCGGAGCUUUCGCCAGCUACCAUCAAUUGGCAGCAGCGUCUCCUGACGGAGUCGGUGCCCGCCUCAUCGUCUGUCGCAACAGCGUCAGAUACGUCGUCUCGUGGAACCUCGUCUCGUGGAACGAGUGCAACUGCACCGACAUCGGUCUGACAUUGAAACCUUCGAAGAUUUCGUUUGGCCCCAAGUCCAUCGAGUGUUUGGGACAUAUUAUUUCGGCUAAAGGUAUUUCUGUUGGGAAGGAUCGUAUUAAAGCCGUCCAAAACCUUCCUACUCCUCGUUGCCUGAAAGAUCUUCGCUCAGUACUCGGGGUGGUUAAUUUUGUGCGCCGGUUCAUACCGGAUUAUGCAGAAAUAACCAAUCCGUUGGUGGAGUUAACUCGCAAAGAGUACGCCACGAAAUCACGUUUCGUAAAAGCUUGGAACAAAUCGCACGACGCAUCGUUCGCUCAUCUAAAGCGGUUAUUAACUUCAGCGCCCGUUCUACACUUCCCAGACUUCGAUCGGGAAUUCGUAGUUCAUGUGGAUGCAUCCGAACAUGGGUGUGGCGCGUUUCUUGCCCAGCCGUCCAAGGCCGAUCCAGAGUCUCUUGACAUGAUUGCGUAUUAUAGCCAUAGAUUCAAAUAUGGACAGCGUCAUUACUCUGCGUCUAUGAAAGAGGGUUGCGGUGUGGUUCUUGCAAUUUCGCAUUGGCGACCGUACUUAUUUGGGAAACACUUUACGGUGAUCACUGAUUAUCAAGCGUUGACUCAUCUUUAUAUGCAAGACACCAGCAACAUGCUACUCGUUGGGCUAUCGCUCUUCAAAAUUAUGAUUUUACCUUCAAACACGUAGCGGGAAAAUCGAACGUCGUACCCGAUACGUUAUCUCGAGAGUCCAUAUCACACAAACCGGCCCUAGCGUCGAUAUGUAGGAAUGUGCCGAGUGAUCGUCCGUACCAUCCUCCUGACCCUCGUGAGUACGAAAUUUCUGCCGAUUCGUUGAACGAUGUUGAUAUCGUCCAUAAUGACAACGAACUGUUCGCUAGUGCUGUAUCGUUAUUUCCUGUACUGGAUCCCGCUAAAUUGCGAAGAGAACAGUACAAAGAGUUCGGUCCGUAUAUCGACUACGUCAAGAAACCCAAAACAGCACCGUUACCGUCUAGCGAAAAUAAAGGCACCAUGAGUAAUUACUUCUUGAAUGAGAACGUUCUAUUCAGGUAUAUACCAAGGUAUCUUCGUAAACGCUGUUCGUUUCGUGAUCAACUUGUCGUUCCCACCGUUUUGCGUGCGUUAGACUUGGAUUCUUGUCAUGAUGCUCCUGCGUCAGGGGGUCAUCUAGCGUUCAAAGCCACGUACGAUAGACUCAGAGAUCGUUUUUGGUGGCCGACCAUGUCUAGAGAUGCGUCCAAACACAUCCAGCAUUGUUUGUCGUGCCAACACCGAAAAACGUCCCACAGACGACCGUUAUUACCUGUGGGUCACCGUCCCGUUACUCGUCCGUUUCAGUGUGUCGCGAUCGAUCUCGUUAAAUAUGAGUCCGUAUCGCAGGGUUGCAAGUACGUCUUGUCGGUCAUUGAUCACCUGACUCGUUUUCUCGUGUUGAUUGCUAUUCGUGAUAAAAAAGCAACAACAAUUGCACAGGCUCUCGUAGAGCGUGUCUUUUCCGUUUUUUCUCCCCCUGAAACGUCACACAGUGAUCAGGGCACUGAGUUCGAGAAUGAGUUGGUUAAAGAGUUGCAGGCCGUGUUUGGUUUAAAAAAAAGCUCGGACGUCCGCGUAUCGGCCGCAAGGCAACUCUGUAUUAGAGCGCGUGCACAGCACAAUGCAUGGCAUGCUCGCAAUGUAUGCAAACGUUCGGUUUGAUAAUUGGGCUGAGCUUUUACCGUUUGUGCAACUCGCCCAUAACACCGCGUACAACCAAACUCUUGAGGAAACUCCUCACUAUCUGAUGUUUGGUCGCCAGGCUUUGCUUCCCGUGGAUGUCAUUCUUGGUGUACCGUCUCAUGAUAGCUCUGCUUCGCGUAUGGAAUAUUCACGUCGUACCGUGGAUAACUUGCAACUCGCGUAUGAGAUCGCUCGUCGUAAUUUGAAAGAGCGAACUGACAAGCAAGCAGACUCGAACGAAAAUUUAUCCGUACCGCAGUUUACUCCUGGGGAACAAGUUCUCGUACAUCGUCCCCACACCGUUAUGGAUGGCCCCAAUCCCAAGCUGAUCAGCCCUUGGCAUGGCCCAUUCACCGUUCGUUCAAAAGUAUCACCCGUCAUCUAUCGUGUUUGCAAAGACGGAGAACUCGCGGAAACUACACUUGGGUCGUAUGAAAAAGUACUAUGCUUUUCAACGUGAUUCUGUCCCCGAUUUUUCUGAAUUGGAUGAGAUGUUUUUGGGACAAACCCUUCCAAUUCCCGAUUUGGAUGGUACCGUGUUUACCGUAAAAAUUGGACCGUACGUCGUCGAGGAUAGACAAAGUUAAACGUGGAGCAGGAAAACCGUCUCUCCAUAACUUCCAAUAUUAUUUCCUCCUCAAAGACCGUCCUGAAAGUCUUGGGUGUUGGAAGCACUUCAAAGAAGUACCCCAGUGUCACGAGAUGAUCCGUUCAUAUCGAGCGUGCGUUCUUCGUGAUAAUCCGCACGCCUUUGAUCAUCUUCCUAGAAAGUAGCACUCGUAGCUGCUUCGUAUCGUGUUUCGUGCUGCGUUUGCCUUAUUCGUUUCGUGUUUCGUUUAUUUUACAAGGGCUUUGUUUAUUUUUUAUAUUUUUGUAUGUACAUACUUCGUAUAUUUCAUUGUUCGUCAUCCAGCACGAUCGUUCGUAGUGCCCGCCGUCCCCAACGUUCCUUCGCAGUCCGGCCGGACAUUGACGUUGUUGGUGGAUACGCCCACGUUGGAUGCAACACCUCGUGGAAGUCAGCAGGCGGAGCCUAGUUUGCGUCGAGGUUCGCCCUCCGCGAUCCAAGCAUGGUUGCGUGUCUUCGUUUCGUCGGACAUGCAUACACCAUUUUUAAGGCAUGACGUUGCCCGUUCGUUGUGUGAUUUGAUUUUACUAUACAUUUCUCUGUUUGAAUGCCGUACGACAUAGUACCUCGUGCGAGCUCCGUAAACGUUUUCAAUUAUGAUUGGAACGUACGUCCGUGUAUAGACAAUCGUGCGUGGUGUGAAGCGUCCAUUACCGUUGUGUCGAUGUCCUUGAGAUACGAGUGCGUCGGGUGGGGUCAGUUGAUACUUUAUGUAGGCGAAUAUGCGCGAUCAGAAGUUCGUCGUUUUCUCGUCCACUCCGUCCUGAAUUGGGGGGUGAUAUCGUCUCAUUUGCAGUUUGGGGGAAUUGCAAUUGAUAAUCGACUUCUGGAUCCAUGCACUUUCGUAUUGUUCGCACGGUUUUGUUCAUGCCCGAUUUGUCUUGUCGUUUGUGUGGUGUAUUUUCAUCCCACACAUCGUUUCUCGCGUGCCGUCCAUUGCGAAGGAGUAGGUGGUGGUCUUGGCCGUGCAAGAGGAAGCACAAGAGGACCGGACUUUCAUUCCACUACUGCGUCAAAUCCAUGCUACAGCACAUCGUUUUGCGAAGGUGUACCGAUUCAGGUAAAAGUCAAUCGACGGAUACCCUGCGAAUCGGAUUCGUUCGUUGUUGCCGCUGCAUAUCGUUUGAGCAACGUUUUCCCAGCGGGUCGACCCACGUCAUUUGCCAUUCGACACUUGUGAAAUUUAAGCCUUGCAAGCAACCGCCUUUCAAAUGUGCAAUGUCAAAUUUUUUUUCGUUGCUGGAUGUUCGUUACGUGCAACUACCAAGCAGUUCACGGCGUUGUCUCAAGGUACUACUGUAGUGUUUUUUUACACUAUCGGUGCAAGACGCGCACCGGAGUGAGUGAUGUUUUUCCUGUAGACACGUCGUUCGUCGUACGGUAGAUCACAUGUUGCCUACAGCGCCGAGGCGGACUGAAGUGACAUGUUCCGUACACCUUUCGUCAUCUGUGUAGUUAUUCAAUCGUCGUGCGGGAAUAGUUGCCAAAAUUCCUGAAUUGCUCUCGUGCAAGCUGUGGUGGUGACUGCGCUAUGUACGAUCGAUGCUCGGAUGAGAUAUUUUGGUGACACGUUCCAAAUUUCAUAACUACAAAACACAAAGCGUUCGUUGAAUGAUGGCAGUCGCCGUACGUUUCGGCCCAAGUCAUUUAACUCAUGUUUUUCAUCAGUACUUCACAAUUUCAUACAAUCUGAGGUAUUUAUGUCGUUCUUGUAUCUUUCAAUCCGGAUUCAGGCCGCGAGAUUGAAGAUAGGGGGGUGAUGUGAAUGCCACCUCAGACUGUCGUAGAUUGUGACGUCAGAUGACCUGUCGGAGAUCUACCUUCGGGGUGUUACCAAAGAUAGAGUCAGUGCAGGUUGGAUGCUGAACCUUGUUUCAACACAAGGUUGAUCCCCACCUGCCACACUCACACAGACUCGACUCAACGUUCCGUACAUCAGCCUCUCCACCAGAGGUUGAUCCGGUGUGUAUCCACACCGCCCAUCCCUAAGGGAACUUGCUCACACGCGAACCUGGAGACAACAGUCUC
Messenger RNA from Ectocarpus sp. CCAP 1310/34, 4680 nucleotides. NCBI's taxonomy places the organism in Eukaryota, Phaeophyceae, Ectocarpales, Ectocarpaceae. The record is from the annotation of a GenBank genome assembly.